Molecule: messenger RNA, 759 nt
Organism: Chelonus insularis
Lineage: Eukaryota; Metazoa; Arthropoda; Insecta; Hymenoptera; Braconidae
Exons: 2
Coding region: 1-759 (252 amino acids)
Source: RefSeq, a predicted model, not a curated record
AUGGUACUUGAUAAUGAAAAACUAUGUGAUUCGAAUGAAAAUUUUGACGUCAUCAUACCAUCAAAAUUAUUAUUUGGAUUAGCUGAGGAUUAUAAACAAGUCAUUGUUAACUGUAGACAUGAGCUAAUACUCAUAAGAGCCGACAUUGACUUGGAUGCAAUACAUCAAACUGAAAUCGCUAAUGCGGCAGCAGAAAAUGUAAAAAUUACUCUUGAUAAAAUUGAAUGGUUGGUGCUAUAUGUUACAAUGUCUGAUUCAAAGCAAGUUGAUAUGUUAAGUUACAUCAGUAAAGAUCUAUCAAUAUCGAUACCCUUCAGUUCAUGGGAGCUAUAUGAAUAUCCAUGUUUACCUAUAACAACGAAACACAUCUGGUCUGUGAAGACAACAAAUCAACUAGAGAAGCCAAGAUAUAUUAUAUUUUCAUUACAAACUGGACGUAAAAAUCAAUCGUCAAAACGCGCUGAUAUAUUUGAUCAUUGUAAAAUUGAAGAUUUCGCUGUUUAUUUGAAUUCGCAGCGAUAUCCAUAUGCUAACAUGAAUAUUGAUAUUUUAAAUAGAAAUUUUAUGGAAGGAGGACCAUUCAUUGGAAUCGAUUGUUCAAGUCAAAAAGAAUCUAUUAAAGCAGGGUCAGUCGAUGUUCGUCUUGAAUUUGGAGCUACUGAAGUGUUUCCCCUGGGUACAACUGCAUACUGUUUAAUUUUACAUGAUAGAAUAGUCGGAUAUGAACCAUUAAGUAGACAAAUUCGUAAAUUGAUAUAG